UCCAAGGAAAAAGCAAAAUUUCGAGAGGCUGCAAACAAUGGGUGACGACCGAGCUUUUGUCGGCCGUGAACCGGAACCCGAACCCCUGUUGGUUGCCAACGCGCCGCCACUUGCCGCCUCCUACAACGACUGGAUCCGCCCCCUGCUCGACGCAGUCGACAAGCUCCGAAACCUCAAUGUCAUGAAGGAAGGCAUCCCACUCCCCACCAUCGUCGUCGUGGGCGACCAGUCCUCCGGCAAGUCGAGCGUCCUCGAGUCCCUCGCCGGCAUCAGCCUGCCGCGCGGGCAGGGCAUGUGUACGCGUGUACCCCUUGUCAUGCGCCUCCAAGGCCGGCGUCCUGCCGACAGUCCUGAGCUCCACCUUGAGUUCAAUGGCAAGAUCGUGAACGUUGACGAUGAGGACCAUGUCUCCGACGCCAUUGUAUCUGCGACUGACGAGAUUGCUGGCUCCGGCAAGGGCAUAUCGAAUUCCCCACUGACUCUAGUUGUCAAGAAAGAUGGCGUCCCGGAUUUGACCAUGGUCGACUUGCCUGGAAUCACGAGAGUGCCUGUGCACGGCCAGCCCGAGAACAUCUACGAGCAGAUCUCGGCGAUGAUCAUGGAGUACAUAAGGCCUGAGGAGAGCAUCAUCCUCAAUGUCGUGUCCGCGACCGUCGACUUCUCCACUUGCGAGUCCAUAAGGAUGUCCCAAAUGGUGGACAAGACUGGCAAGAGGACUCUGGCCGUUGUCACAAAGGCUGAUAAAGCUCCUGAGGGCUUGCAGGAGAAGGUGACGGCGGAUGAUGUCAAUAUAGGGCUUGGUUAUGUGUGUGUGAGGAACAGAAUUGGUGACGAGUCCUACGAAGAAGCGAGGCUCGAAGAGGCGAAGCUGUUCGAGAUGCACCCUCAGCUGUGCAAAAUUGACAAGUCCAUCGUUGCUGUGCCUGUCUUGGCACAAAAGCUGAUGAAGAUUCAAGCCACCAUUAUAGCCAAGUGUUUGCCCGAUAUCGUCAAGAGGAUCGAUGACAAGCUGAACGCCAACCUCGCCGAGCUCAAUAGUAUGCCCCAGAAUUUGUCCUCGGUCGAGGAGGCUGUGACAGCCUUCAUGCAGAUCAUGGGGUCAGCGAAGGAGUCGCUGAGGAAAGUCCUGCUGAGAGGCGAGUUCGAUGAGUACCCGGAUGACAAGGACAUGCACUGCACGACCAGGCUGGUGGAGAUGCUCAACCACUACGCCAAAAACCUUCAAUGCUCCACCGAGAAUGACCUAGGGACUAACUUCUUGUUGGAAGAACUGGAGGUCUUGGAAGAGGCCAAGGGGAUCGGGCUCCCGGACUUCCUCCCUCGCACCGCCUUUCUCACCCUUUUGCAGCGGAAGGUGAAGGGAAUAUUGAGCAAGCAACCGAGUUUCGGGGUUCGUGUUUGGGACUACAUCAACGGAGUUGUGAUUCGGGUCUUGAUGCAACACUCGGAGAAUUAUCCUCAACUGCAGUCGUCCACGAGAAGAGCAGCCUCCAAUCUGAUUAACAAAAUGAAGGGGAAGACGAUGAAUAAGAUGAUGAAGAUUCUUGAGAUGGAGAACCUCACUGACUACACUUGCAACCCUGAGUACCUGUUGCAGCGGAACAAGUUGAUGACCCAGCAGGGCAAUUUCAUGGAUCUGGUCAACCACUAUCAGAGUUAUGAUAGCGAGAUUGUCCUCGAGGGAAUUGGGAAGGUCUACCUGGGCAAUCUGAGGGAACGCAAGAAGCAGCUGGUUCAGGAGGCGUUCGAUCUGAAGAUGAGGAUGACAGCGUACUGGAAGAUUGUAGUGAGGAGGUUUGUCGACUGGAUGGCGCUGCAUCUGCGGUUCAGCGUGCACAACUUGGUGAACAAGGAGAUGGAGAAGGAGAUUGGGAGCGAGCUGAUGGGGCCCCAUGGCAGCGGCCGCAUCAAUAGGAUGAUGAAGGUAACGCCGGAGAUGGCGGCAAAGCGCGAGAAGCUGAACCGGAGCAUCAAGCUGUUGAGGGAGUCUGCGGAGGUGGUGGCCAAGAGCAUGGACCGGAUUGUUACUAAUGGUGACUACAAUAAUUGAUUAGUGUUGUUGUUCUAGUGGGUUAUUUUUAGGUU
This is a messenger RNA of Syzygium oleosum, 2085 nucleotides long. Its product is annotated as dynamin-related protein 4C-like. The record is from RefSeq and is a predicted model, not a curated record. Gene Ontology annotation, molecular function: microtubule binding; GTPase activity; GTP binding. The transcript is spliced from 2 exons. NCBI's taxonomy places the organism in Eukaryota, Viridiplantae, Streptophyta, Magnoliopsida, Myrtales, Myrtaceae. Gene Ontology annotation, cellular component: cytoplasm; microtubule; membrane. The coding region runs from base 38 to 2050 and encodes 670 amino acids.